This is a messenger RNA of Caenorhabditis sp. 36 PRJEB53466, 1882 nucleotides long. The record is from the annotation of a GenBank genome assembly. Lineage: Eukaryota; Metazoa; Nematoda; Chromadorea; Rhabditida; Rhabditidae.
AUGUCUUGGUUAUUCGGUGUUCAGAAAAACGCGACCCCGCAAAUUCCGGACGAUUUCCAAGCCGGUGGACCUCCCGGAGGCCCUCAACAGUCUGGAGGUCAGCCUCAAAAGCCGGAAGGAAGCAGCAGAAUGGCUUACUCUUUCGAUUCGACGGCUCUCGAGCGCGCUGCGAAGGCCGCUAAAGAUUUGGAGAAGUUUCCAAAUGCUAAAGAAGCCCUGGAGCUCUCCAGAGUGCAAGAGGUCACUCGCCAGAAAGAAGUCGAACAAGAGACGAAAAAACUGGAAGCCCAUUUGGCAAAUCUUAAGUCUGAGCACAUCCGUGUCGCCGAAGAAGAGAGACGGAAGACUUUAGGAGAGGAAACAAGACACGCCAAUGCGGUAGGUGGUUUUUAUUGAAACUAAGCAUGUUAAUUUAAAGUUUUCAGCGUGCUGAUUAUCAAGACCAACUGGCCCGGAAGAGACAGGAGGAGGAGUUGGCGAUGAAGGCGAGAAUGCAAGAGGAGAGUCUCAGGAAGCAAGAGGAGUCCGUCAAAAAACAGGAGGCACUCAGAAAACAGACGAUUGAACACGAGUUUGCACUGAAGCACAAGUAUGACCUCGAGAAAAUCGAAGCAGAAACAAAGGCCAAAGCGAGGGCUGCUCGUGAGAACAGAGAUGUCAAUCUGGAACAAAUGAAGUUGCACGAAGAAGAGAACAGGAAGACUGUCGUCGAGAAGAUCAAGACGAGCGGAGAACUCAUAGGCACCGGAAUCAAUCAGUUCCUUAACGAUAAGACGAAGAUCGCAGCCGCCGUCGGAGGAUUGACUGCUUUGGCCGUCGGAUGGUACACUGCCAAACGAGGAACCGGAGUCGCCGCCCGUUACAUCGAGUCGAGGCUGGGAAAACCAAGUCUCGUCAGAGAAACGUCUCGAGUCACUCCUCUCGAAGUGGCCAAGCAUCCGAUCAAGGCGGUCCAGAUGCUCACUCGCCAGAAGAAGGAUCCACUGGAGGGAGUCGUUCUUUCUCCUGCCCUUGAGCGCCGUCUCCGUGACAUUGCCAUUACGACGUCCAACACGAAAAGAAACAAUGGACUUUUCCGCAACGUCAUGUUCUACGGGCCGCCCGGAACCGGAAAAACUCUUUUCGCCAAGAGUCUUGCUCAACACAGCGGUCUUGACUACGCCGUGCUCACCGGAGGAGACAUUGCUCCAUUGGGACGCGACGGAGUGUCGGCCAUUCACAAGGUGUUUGACUGGGCUUCCAAGAGUCGCAAGGGACUCAUUGUGUUCAUCGACGAAGCCGACGCCUUCCUUCAGAAACGUUCCAAAGACGGCAUGUCCGAGGACACCCGUGCCGCCCUCAACGCCUUCCUCUUCAGAACUGGAGAGCAAUCCCGGAAGUUCAUGCUCGUGGUGGCCUCGAAUCAGCCGGAGCAGUUCGAUUGGGCUGUCAACGAUCGGUAAAACACUUUAUAGUGAACAUUUUAAAAAUAUAUUGUUUUAGUCUCGAUCAGCUCGUCGAAUUCACUUUGCCAGGAGUGGAAGAGCGUGAACGCAUUCUUCUUCAGUACUUCAACGAACACAUCGUAGUGCCCGCAACCAGUGGCUCCCGUUCUCAGCGCCUCAAGCUCGACAGCUUUGAUUUUGUGGCAAAAUGUAACGAGAUCGCGAAGAAGACGAGCGGAAUGAGCGGAAGAGAACUGAGCAAGUUAGUGAUUGGAUGGCAGGCCUCUGCAUACGCUUCGGAGACUGGAGUGCUCACGGAAGCCAUCGUGGACCGUAACACCGCCGACGCGAUGGUUCAGCACGAGCACAAGAUGGAGUGGCUCGAAAAGGAGCAACGGAAGGCUCGCAACCAAGAGGUCAAGUUCGGAACGACGCUGAGAAGAGAGUCGGCCGUCUGA